Neurospora crassa OR74A is the source of this 1548-nucleotide messenger RNA. RefSeq lists its product as hypothetical. Lineage: Eukaryota; Fungi; Ascomycota; Sordariomycetes; Sordariales; Sordariaceae. The coding region runs from base 524 to 1279 and encodes 251 amino acids. The record is from RefSeq and is a predicted model, not a curated record. The transcript has 3 exons.
CGGGGGGCGCAGCCCCCUGGCAUCAAAGUAAAUAAAAGAAAGAAACGGCCAGCCCAAUAUUUAGCUCUGUACGUUACAACUUAGAAUCCAGCCUUGCACGUAACAACCCAGAAUCCAGCCUUGCACCCAUACGGAAGGGCGCGGCGUGCCGCCCCGAACACUAGUUCCAACAGCACGAUCCUGUCAAUUUCUAUUCCAACAGCACGAUGCUGUUCUGUAUCAAGAGCCACAUCAACAGAUUCGGUCAGCUAAACUUUGGUAAUGGCCUCUUUAGGUACAUCUUCGAGUGGUUGUAUCAGGGGCCUACCUACCUCUAGGAGGUAUGGCUGGCGUGGGUAUAAAGACAGAACAAAUUCCGGCGUGCAAUGCCAGGACUCACUACCUCAUUCUCUCAUAUGCAACAUUAGCUCCUCCAAGAAACUACCAGCAUCAUUCCCUUAUAUAGCAUCCUUACUCAAUUGCCUUCCAUUACUCCCAACCCAAGACGCCAUUGGGCCAGUAUUUUCCGCUUGUCACUGUCGUGAUGGAUGCUCUCACAUAUCACCAUGCGGAUGGUGCACAUGAGGCCGGCAUGGCUUUAUGGCCAGAUGAGCAGAAGUUUCAACCCCUACCGGCCAACGUCAGUCCUCUGAUGGAGACAACUGUUUGGUUUAAUCCUUACAUAAACGCACAAGCUGCGGUUGGUGUAUUGUCCUCUGAGCCUGGCUUUACCAAUACCUUGGACUUCCAGGGCUUCAAACUGGAGGGUCUAAACACUCCCCAAAAAGACCAGGGGCACCAUGCAUAUCCCGAUGUUCCCGGCGAAACGGGGUUGCACGAAAGCGGCGGCGGCGACGACUUGUUGAACAGGAACGGUGUCAUCGAACAGCCGGACUUUAACACAGCCAACAAUGCCCAGGUCUUUAGCCCACUAUCAUCUCAGUCCGAGGUCCCUUCUCCCUCAUUGGGAGCUCGCCCUUCCGACGUUGAUCUGGUGAAAAGUCCAAGCACUCACGGCCGCCGGUAUAUCUGUCAGCCCUGCUCGUUCUCUUCCAACAUCAAGCGGGACUUUAAGCGCCACCAGAAUACGCGGAAGCAUCAGUCACAUGUGAUGAGGAGCAUGGCUACUUUGGAUGUAACCGGUAAGCCUUCCUCAAGCGCAACAGGUUGGCCCUGUCCCGUUCAGAAUUGCAAAUUUUCAGAUACGAGCAUGAUGUUCACGCGCGAGGAUAACCUCAUGAGACACAUUCGGAAGGAACAUGUACAUGGCACUGAAGCCAAAAAGCAAAUGCAGGAUUGAAUGGCAGGGGAAUUGGCACUCAGAGAGGGGAAAGGGGGUCGACCUCUCAUGGAGUAUGGUACCUAUAGUUUUUGGUGGUGACUCGUCUGAUCUUUAUCUUCUUCAUCUUCAUUGUUUCAUUUUAUAGAGGUACAUUCACUUCGGUUCCUUCCUUCCUUCCUUCCUUUGUUUCACUCUGUAACGCGUACCAGGUACUCUUUAAAUUUGUCCCUUGUCAUUAGCAAAAAAGUCCUUUCGAACGUCACUGCCCCCAUAACUUUUAGUUCAAC